Messenger RNA from Aspergillus wentii DTO 134E9, 1570 nucleotides. RefSeq names its product SNG1 family protein. Bases 221 to 1570 code for a protein of 449 amino acids. The record is from RefSeq and is a predicted model, not a curated record. NCBI's taxonomy places the organism in Eukaryota, Fungi, Ascomycota, Eurotiomycetes, Eurotiales, Aspergillaceae. The transcript has 3 exons. Gene Ontology annotation, cellular component: membrane.
CUUCCUUUUGCCUUCGCCUGGGAAUUUCCGCCUGGAUUUCUAAUAUCCGACUCGGGAUUUCCGGAAGUAGCCAAAAUUCCGAUUGUCGUCCGAGUGGCUCUUCGUCGUCCUGCUUGAGGAUGUGAUCUUAAUAUUCAUAUUAAUCCAUCCCUUCGGCCUCCUGUCUUCAUCCCCAUCGGCUUUCAAAAUUAUCCGAGUUGUUGACUAUCAAACGCUCAUCAUGGCAGCCAAUUCCGACUCGGAGAAUGGGGUGAAAGACACCGCACCACCUGCGCCUGUAUCGUUCUUUGAUCCCGCAUUGAAGUCCGUUCGCCGUGCAGUCUUUAUACAAUGGAGUCGCAUGGUGUUGAUCCUCUGCGUCUUCAUCCUCACCGUCCUGUCCCUCUUCUGGGCGUCUCAAUAUACCGCCGAGAGGAACAUGCCCUCUUUGACCGUCUGGAUCGUCGACUUUGAUGGGCAAGUCGACCCAUACCGAUCGAAUGAUACUAUUGUUGGACCAACAGUUACUGAGGUUGCCGGUCAAUUGAUUCAUUCGACGACAGAGCGUGUGGGCUAUACUAUUAAAUCACCGGCCGACUUCAACUACGAUCCUUGGGCCGUUCGACAGGGUGUCUACGACGAGCAUGCAUAUGCUGCUGUCGUUGUGAAUCCGAACGCGACGAGUCUUUUGCGUUCAGCUGUGUCUAAUGGGAAUUCAUCCUAUGAUCCAACAGGGGCUGUGCAGUUCAUCACCAUCACUGCGCGCGAUGAAUCCACCUACCAGGGCUAUAUUGUACCAGCCUUUUAUAUAAUCCAGAAUGCAGUUCAAGCUGCAUUUGGACCUCGCUGGAUAGAAACCCUGGCUCAAGAAUCGGCCAAUAUCACACGUGUGCCACAGGCUGUCAACCCCGGUAUCGGGUUUACCACAAUCGACCUGCGACCAUUUACUCCCGUUGUAGCUACGCCGGCCGUCACAAUUGGUCUGAUCUACUUGAUCAUUAUUGCAUUCUUCAACUUUCCAUUCCUGAUGCCGAUCCACGCCCAGUUCAUGAAGGGUGACCAUCCACCUUUGAAGCCCGUGCAAUGGUUGAUCUGGCGUCUUUCGUCCAACAUCGCGUCUUAUUUCUUCCUUUCACUGUUCUACUCUUUCGUCUCCCUCGCUUUUCAAAUCCCCUUUUCAAAUGAUCCAGUGUCGGGUACGACGCCAGCCAACAACCCCACUGCAUACGGCCAUGGAUCUUUCGUGGUAUUCUGGAUGUUGAACUGGGUGGGGAUGACCGCCCUGGGUCUUCCCUGCGAGAACAUGGCCAUGAUUCUCGGUUUUCCCUGGAGUUCAUUCUUCCUCAUAUUCUGGGUCAUCACCAAUGUCUCGACUGCAUUUUACUCCUUGGACUUGGCACCGCAGUUUUUCGCUUGGGGCUAUGCCUGGCCUCUUCAUCGGAUUGUCGAGGCACUCAAAACGAUUCUCUUCGGAACUCACUCCCGCAUUGGUCUGGACUUUGGCAUUCUAUUCGCCUGGAUCGCCGUGUCCAUUGCUCUCUUCCCGAUUGCCACCUUCGUCAUGCGGUGGAAGAUGAAGAGGGGAUUGUAA